Molecule: messenger RNA, 666 nt
Organism: Cotesia glomerata
Lineage: Eukaryota; Metazoa; Arthropoda; Insecta; Hymenoptera; Braconidae
Product: ATP-dependent DNA helicase pif1-like
Exons: 2
Coding region: 1-666 (221 amino acids)
Biological process (GO): telomere maintenance; DNA repair
Molecular function (GO): DNA helicase activity
Source: RefSeq, a predicted model, not a curated record
AUGAGUAGGAAUCGCGAAAACUCUGAGUUAGAUCUUGAUAUUGUUUACAAUCAAUGUUUGAUUAAUAUUGAAGAUAUGGUCAUUGCUAUGUCAGCUUAUGACAUUGCUAAGUUAACCGAAGAAGUGAUAAAAAGUGAUCCGAUACUGAAUAAAGAACAGAAAGAAGCAUAUGAAUCUAUAUUGAAUAGUGUCGUUUCUGAUUCUGGACGAUUGUUCUUCCUUGAUGCUCCUGGUGGAACGGGAAAAAAAUUCUUGAUUAAUUUGUUGCUUGCGAAAAUUAGAAGUGAAAAAAGUAUUGCUAUUGCUGUUGCUUCUUCAGGAAUUGCGGCUACUUUAAUUGACGGAGGCAAAACAGCUCACUCGACAUUUAAAUUACCUCUUGAAAUGAAUCAUUCUGGUAAUAUUCUAUGCAAUAUUUCUAAGCAGAGUGAUAUGGCUCACGUUAUCAGAGAAGCAAAACUGAUAGUAUGGCAUGAAUGCACUAUGGCUCACAAAAAUGCUAUUGAAGCUCUCAACAGAACUCUUAAGGAUAUAAGAAAUAGUGACCGAAUAAUGGGUGGAAUAACUGUUGUUUUAGCUGGUGACUUCAGACAAACUUUACCUGUUGUACCACGAGGUACACGUGCAGAUGAAGUCAAAGCCUGUCUCAAAUUCUCAGUUUUAUAG